UCGUUCGGAGACGGGCAGUUGUCACUAGCAAGACUCCGUGAAGGUACAUCUCCGCCUCUGUUCGCGUUUUCACCGCAGAUUCCCAUAACUCUUCUCUGAUUUGCGACCCCAAGUGGAAAUUGGUGCGAUGAAAAAACUCAACGUUGAGGUGCAGAAGUGAAUUGAGGAGUGAACUCGGUCGAUUUUCGAUCGCCAAGUGGAUCGCAGCCCGUGGAGUAACAAGCAUUUGCAACUAAAUAUAAACUGCCUGCCAAGUGAAAAAUCAAUUUUGUGAUGACGAAUAACUCGUGCGAUUCAAGCCUGCAAAUCGCAUCAGUUCGAUCGAAUUCUAAGUCCGGUUUUCUUAUCUACGCUCCGUGCGGUGUCUUGCAAGCUAAGCUGCCCGACUGAGGAUUGCAACUUGCCCAAUAUCUUCGCAUCCAGCUGUGAACAGAAAACCAACAACGUAAAGGAAAAUCACAAAAUGGAGGAAGACACCGAAUACAAGAAACUUCCCGUUGAGGAUCGUUGUGUUCAUAAACUAUGGAAGGCUCGUGUUGAUGGCUACGAAGAAGCCACGAAGAUUUUCCGUGAAGUCGACGAUGAAAAGUCGCCAGAAUGGAACAAAUUUGUCGGCCUCAUAAAAAAAUUUAUAGUUGAUACGAAUGCCAUGGCUCAAGAAAAGGGUUUGGAGGCAACAUUGAUAUUCGUUGAGAACUGUGCCAAUGCUGGAAAAACUGUCAGUGAUGUUAUGUCUGGGAUCGUGCAAAAAUGCAUAGCAGCUCCGAAAACAAAAACGAAAGAUCUGGCGGUACAAGUUACAUUGAUGUAUGUUGAAAUCGAAAAGCAGGAAGCUGUCCUGGAGGAAUUGAUCAAGGGAAUGGAGCACAAAAAUCCUAAAAUUGUGGCAGCGUGUGUAGCAGCUGUUACAUUAGCUCUGAAAGAGUUUGGCAGUAAAGUAAUUUCUGUCAAACCGUUGAUUAAAAAGCUGGCACCCUUGAUGAGCGAUCGAGACAAAACUGUCAGAGAAGAGGGAAAACAGUUGGCUAUUGAAAUUUACAAGUGGAUAGGUCCAGCCAUGAAGCCUCAAAUCGCCUCCCUGCCACAAGUUACGCUUACAGAAUUGGAGAACGAAUUUGACAAGCUUAAAGGAGAGAAAGCCGAGCCAACUAGAUGGUUAAAAUCGCAACAGGAAAAACAACAAGUGCUGGCGAAUGCGGCUGUUGAAGAUGGAGGUGACGGAGAUGAUGACGAGGGUGGUGAAGCCGAAGAAAUCGACCCAAUGGAUCUUCUUGAUCCUGUCGAUAUUCUUUCAAAAUUGCCCAAGGAUUUCUACGAGAAAUUAGAAGCUAAAAAAUGGCAAGAGCGAAAAGAAUCUCUCGAAGCUUUAGAAAAACUACUUGAAAAUCCAAAAUUAGAAAGUGGCGACUAUGGCGAUGUAGUUAGGGCAUUGAAAAAGGUUUUAACUAAGGAUUCGAAUGUUAUGUUGGUUGCAAUGUCAGGAAAAUGUAUGGCAUCGCUUGCCAAAGGCUUAGGCAAACGUUUCCAAACAUACGCCACAGCGUGCAUACCAGCUAUUUUGGAGAAAUUCAAAGAGAAGAAAACAAAUGUUGUAAGUGCAUUGCGCGAUGCCAUUGACGCUAUUUACCCUUCAACAACUUUGGAAGCAUUCCAAGAGGAUUUGCUUGAAGCCUUAGGUAAUAAGAAUCCAAGCGUAAAAGCGGAAACCGCGUCGUUUCUAGCACGCGCUUUUACGAAAACGCAACCAACGGCUUUAAAUAAGAAAUUGUUGAAGCCAAUAGUAACGGCGCUGCUGAAAACACUGAACGAAUCAGAUCCUACUGUGCGUGAUAGUUCAGCAGAAGCGUUAGGAACUCUGCUGAAACUUAUGGGCGAGAAGGUAGUUGGACCGUAUUUAGUCGAUGUAGAUGCUUUGAAGAUGGCGAAAAUUAAGGAAUGUCAAGAGCGAGCUGUGAUAGUCGUAAAAAUUGCAGGAGCUAAAAAGGAUCGACCGGUAACCGCGCCACCUAAGUCAGCCCCAGCACAAGCUGCAGCGGCACCAAAAGGUGGUUCCGUGGAGCCAAAACCAGUUACACGCCCUGCAACUGCGGCUGCUGGUGGCCGUAAGCCAGUCGCAAAAAAAGCAGCGCCUGGCGGUGGGGGACUUGCCAAAUCUGCAAGCACUACAAAAGUUGGUAGUUUUGAGCGUGAAUUAACGCCCGAAGAAGUCUCGGCACGAGCAGAAGAAAUUUUGUCUGCUGAAAUCCUGUCGGGAUUGAGUGAUGUUAAUUGGAAGACACGAUUGUCGUCGGUGGAAAGUUUCUUGAAUUAUGUGAAUGAAUUGGAUCCAAAAUGUGGACUAGCCCAAAUUUUAGUUCGUACUUUGAGUAGUCGAAAACCAGGAUUAAAGGACACUAAUUUUCAAGUAUUAAAAGUGAAACUUGAUAUCGUGCGAAUAAUUGCUGAAAGAUUAAAUUUCACAUUGACAACAGCCGAUUUUGCCAUAAACGAUGUUACUGAAAAAUUAGCAGAUCCCAAAAAUGGCGGAGUAGCGGCUCAAGUUCUAACAGCCAUGGCUGAAGCUACAAAACUUGAAAAUAUUGUUUCUAAAGUUUUAAGUUUUGCUUUCGAACAGAAAUCGCCAAAAGUACAAUCCGAGUCUUUGAACUGGGUGAACCAAGCAAUCAGGGAGUUCGGCUUUCAGAUCAAUCCUAAAGUGUUGAUUGAAGAUGUGAAGAAAGGCGUUCAAAGCACAAAUCCAACUGUGAGGGGCUCUGCAAUCACAUUGCUUGGAACAAUGAGUAUGCAUAUGGGCAAUAAUCUGAUGAUGUUCUUCGACAGUGAAAAGCCUGCGCUGAAGCAACAAAUUCAGGCUGAAUUUGAUAAGAACGCAGGUCAAAAGCCUCCGGCUCCAACGCGUGGUGUUAAAAAGACUGCUAGUAGUUCCUCGAUAAAUGAUGAUGAUGAUGGUGGAGGUGGCGAUGACGGUGCACAAGAAGCAAUGAAUAUUGCAGACCUUCUGCCACGAAUUGACAUUUCAUCCCAAAUUACGGAGUCACUUUUGGCGGAGAUUUCUGACAAAAACUGGAAAACUCGAAAUGAGGGUUUGACAAAGCUGCAAGGCAUUAUAACUGAAGCAAAACUGAUAAAACCUCCAAUUGGUGACCUACCACAAGCCCUUGCGCACAGGCUAGUCGAUAGUAAUGCGAAAAUUGCACAAACCGCAUUGGCAAUAUGCGAACAACUUGCAACCGCCAUGGGCCCCGCUUGUAAAACUCAUGUACGAACAUUAUUCCCAGGUUUCCUACAUGGUUUAGGUGAUAAUAAAGUAUUCAUUCGAGCUGCAAGCUUAUCUUGUAUCAAUACGUGGGGUGAGCAGUGUGGUUUCAAGGAAUUUUUCGAUGGCGAAAUGAUUGCUGACUCUCUAAAAACUGGAAGUCCAGCUCUCCGUACGGAAUUAUGGGGUUGGAUAGCGGAAAAACUCCCCGGGCUCCCAGUCAAGUCGAUACCAAAAGAAGAGUUGGUGUCAUUACUACCUCAUUUAUAUGCAAAUAUUUCGGAUCGUAACGCUGAUGUGCGCAAAAAUGCAAAUGAGGCUGUGCUAGGAAUUAUGAUCCACUUAAGCUAUGAGUCAAUGAUGAAAGCCCUAGACAAACAAAAACCGUCUUCGAAAAAAGAUAUUCAAGCUGCAUUAGACAAAGCUCGUCCAAAUCUCCCAGUGAAACCAUUGCCAAAAGGUAAACAACAGGCACCAAUAGAAGAGCCGAAACCCAACAAGGUAGUUUCUGGAAGGGCACAAAAGCAGGCGGCAACGAGCAGCAAAACAACUGAAAAGCCUACGUCAUCUCGCAAAAAGGAAGAAGAUGUCGAUACUUCGCCCCUUCUCGCUGUGAACAAUAUCAAAAAUCAAAGAUUAAUUGACGAGCAAAAAUUGCGUGUGCUUAAGUGGACAUUCACGACGCCACGCGAAGAAUUCAUUGAUUUAUUGCGUGAUCAAAUGACAACUGCAAAUGUUAAUAAAGGACUGAUGGCAAACAUGUUUCACGAUGAUUUCCGAUAUCAUUUGAAAGUGAUUGAGGCAUUAAUUGAAGAUUUGCCAAAUAAUAGUAAGGCGUUGAUUGCCAAUUUAGAUUUGAUUUUGAAAUGGAUUUCGUUGCGAUUCUACGAUACAAAUCCAUCGGUUUUGUUGAAAUCCUUGGACUAUUUAAAUAUGGUAUUUCAAGUGCUGGUGGAAAAUGAGUACAUCUUGGCGGAGAAUGAAGGGAGCUCAUUCAUUCCGCAUCUACUGAUAAAAAUUGGCGAUCCAAAAGAUGCAGUUCGCAACGGUGUACGAACCCUCAUUCGUCAGCUUUGUCUAGUGUAUCCUUUCACAAAGAUCUUCACUUACAUCAUGGAAGGUUUGAAAUCAAAAAAUGCACGACAACGGACAGAAUGUCUAGAUGAAUUGGGGUAUCUAAUAGAAACAUACGGACUAUCAGUAUGUCAGCCAACACAACAAGCAGCUCUCAAGGAAAUCGCUCGUCACAUAUCAGAUCGUGAUAAUUCAGUACGUAGUGCUGCACUGAAUUGUGUCGUUCAGGCAUAUUUCCUGGCUGGUGAUCGUGUCUAUAAACUAAUUGGCCAGUUGAGCGAAAAGGAUCUUUCAAUGUUAGAUGAGCGAAUAAAACGGGCUAAAAAGACGAAGAAGCCAACUCCUGUGGUGGAAGUAGCAAAGGCUACCACAACCACUGCUAAUAUUCCGACGGAGAAUAUUGAAAUUGAAGAUGCAGGAAUUGAUGAGCUGCCGGCGGAAGAUGGUGGAUCACCUGUUGUUACAAGCUCUCUAAAAACUUUGGAUGUCCAAAACUCUGUUGAGGUUAAAGAACAGGCAUCAAAUAAUACUUUUGUCAAUAAGACGGACUAUACUUUGAGGCGACAAGCGACCUUUGAUCAACCACAACCGCAAAUGUUCCAACCAAAAGCAUCCGGGCCGUUCCGUUUGGAUCCAGAAGUAAUGGCUAGCAUUGAGAAAGAUUGGGUACGAUCGGAUCAAAUGAAGGAUGUUCAAUAUCCGCAAGUCGAUCUAUCUUUCAUGAAUGCUCCGUUGAAAAUCGCUACGCGUGAUAAUGUUGGGUAUCCCAAGGAACGUUUAGAUGAAUUGAUUUCUCAUCCGCCAAAAAUUUCGAUACCUUCACAUUACAAUAAUAAUUUCACCAUGAGUCCACCUCAACCAGUGUCUAGUAUGUUGUAUACGAUGCGGCAGCCACCAGUAGUAAGCAGUACAUCGCCAAAUUUGGCUGACACACUGCCGAAGCUGGAUCCCAAUUUAGUGAAGAUUGUGCGUGCGGUCGGAAGUGCAGAUUCACUUACAUCUCGAGCAGCCAUUAAUGAACUGUCCGACAUCAUUGAUUCCCCUGAGAAACAAGCCGUUUUACGUGAUUAUGAGGAAAUGUUUAUUGAAAGUGUCAUAGCACAAUUUAAGAAUCUCUCACAAGUACCUAUCAAUGAAUCGCUUAUUAUGUACCAACCUUUGCUGUCCAUUACAUUUUCAUUCUUCAAUUCAAAAACCCUCGGAAAAUCCUUAAGCAUUCCAUCCCUCAAAAAUAUAAUGUCAGUGCUGCUUGGCUUAAUGGCUGAUCAAAAACUAUCGUCAGGCGAUGAUGGACAAUAUACAAAAGUCGUAAAUGGAAUCUGCUUGAAAAUUUUAGAUAAGACAAACUUUACAAAUUUGAACUGUGCUCUUAUACGUCUACUUAAAGAAACAUGUCCAGCAGCUGGUCUACCGAAAUUUACAGAUUUACUAAUGAAGUGUCUUUGGCGUAAUGUCAAAGUAAUGCCUGAACGUUCAAAUGAACUUGACUACGAUGCCGUCUUAUAUGAAGUGCAUGAGUUUAUGUUAGCCUUACCGAGUGCCUGGUGGCAGCAACGUCCAUCUGAUACACCCCUACGUACAGUAAAAACAAUUAUUCACAAUAUGGCGAAAAUUAAGGGCAGUUCGAUAUUGCAACAUUUGAAUAAGAUUCCAAAACAUUCUGAAUUACAUGCAUAUUUGAUUAGGAUACUCAAGAACCUACAGAAGGAUGCCAAUGGCGGACAAACAAGCGCUUCACCACAGAGGUCACUAUCAGCCAAGGAGCAAUCGAAGAAAAUGUCUAAUCAAACCCAGGAAGCUAUGUCGCAAAUUUUCAAACUCAUAUCGGACAAAGAGACAAGUAAACUGGGACUGGCCAAACUGUAUGAAUUUAAGGUACCUCCUGACGAUUGUCAAUUUAGAUAUGUGAAUAUACUUAAGCACUUAAUUGACGAGUACCAAACUCGAUUCCAGACGAAAAAUCCCGAAGUGGAAGUGUCACCGUUCUUAAAAGGUGCAAGCCCAAGUUUUCAAAAAUAUAUUGAAGAUGGACUAGCGGAAAUUGAACGGCAACGUUAUCAAGAAGCCGGUGGCGACAAUAAAUGUGAUUCGAAUCUGGUUUCAUCGACAACAACAAAAUCUGCUAACAAACAGGACGCUGAUUACUGGUUGGAGAAACUUAACAACUUGCGUGGAAAUCUGAGUCCAUCGCGUAACAAUGAUAUAAGAAAUAUGACAGAUAAUAAAAUCACUGACGAAAAUCUGAACUUGAAUCAAUUGCCACAGAAGAUGUCAAUGAUUCGAAAAGAUAAAGCUGAACUUUCACCUAAUCGCUUGGAACAUCUGCAACAAAAGUUAGCGCAAAUAAAACAGCAGAGGCAGUCCUAAUUUCACUUGCACUUAUUUCGCUUUAAAGGAAGCGGGAAGAUGGGGAAUUUGACUAUUGCAGGCACAAUCGUUUCUAUUUAUUCAGUUUGCGACAGUCGCUCCCCAAUUUCAACUUUAACUGUCUGUGUCUCGAGGUAUGAUCGUAUAUAAUCAAGCAAAAUCAGAGAGAAAGAAAGAGUUUAAGACGAAAUCGAUUGGAGCUCAUUUUAUUACAUUUUUGUUUUAAUUUAUGGAAACAAAGGGGAGUUGCACUUCUCACCUUGCAAUGAGGUCCGCUAGCGCGUUUAUGUGUGAUGUAGAGUGGCUCAGUUGUGAAGAUCAAACAUGUCACCUGAUCAUUUAUUUAGAUUUUCGUAUUGAAUUUAUUUCUGACGGUAGUUUGUCUUCUCCAAGGUUCAGUUAAUUAUUUAUUAAUUGUUAGAAAAAAACUUCAUAUAAAUUAAAUGUUAUACGUUCACGUGCAUAAGGAUGUUUACCUUGAAAUUAUUAUUAGUCUGCAUACACUUUUAUAUAACCAUUUUUUAUACAAGAUAUCAUAAAGUUUAUUUAAAAGUAUACGCUAAGGAGUUUUAUUUUAAUUUCGUUUGGGGCAUUUCAUUUCGACGCUAAACUGCAGCAGUUAGCUAUACUAUGAUUUCAUAAGCUUCUAUCUUUGGGUUUGUAUUUUGUUCUAUUGCUUAGUUAGUCAAUGCAAAGCAGUACAAAACUCACAUGCGAGAAAAUCAUCCGCUAGUAUUAUUCUAGGGUGUAAAGUUUAAAUUUCGAAUCUUCAAUUGACUUCAUAUUUCAUUCAAUAUACGUAUUUGAAUCCAUCACACAGUUCCUUCUUUGACUAUGAACUUGACAACGGGAAGAUUUCAAGUGGCCGAUAGUGGCUUGUAACAGAACUUUCAAUACAUUUAAGUAUUAAUCCACUGUUAUUUACAUGAUUUUUCGAAUAACUAAACAAAAGUGAAUACUCUUAAAGUAGUUUCUAGGUUAGUAUUUCAGUUAGUAUUGCGUACUGAGAAAGGAAGAUUUCUAAGAAUAAAAUGUUUCGACAAGAACUCUGCAAGGUUACUACGCGUACUGUAUGUAAACUAGAUUUAUGACAAAUAACUCGUAUAUAUAAUACCAAGUAACAAUAAAUGCAGGUAAAAGGGUAGUCAUAUAUUUUGUAUUUUAGAAGAUUGAAACUCGUUUUGAUUUAUAGAUUAAUACAAUUUUAGAGAUAAAAAAUAAACAGUAAAUAAACAA
Molecule: messenger RNA, 7933 nt
Organism: Hermetia illucens (black soldier fly)
Lineage: Eukaryota; Metazoa; Arthropoda; Insecta; Diptera; Stratiomyidae
Gene: msps
Product: protein mini spindles
Exons: 21
Coding region: 464-6697 (2077 amino acids)
Biological process (GO): microtubule polymerization; centrosome duplication; mitotic spindle organization
Cellular component (GO): microtubule plus-end; kinetochore; centrosome
Molecular function (GO): microtubule plus-end binding; microtubule plus end polymerase activity
Source: RefSeq, a predicted model, not a curated record